This is a messenger RNA of Pseudo-nitzschia multistriata, 3094 nucleotides long. The record is from the annotation of a GenBank genome assembly. NCBI's taxonomy places the organism in Eukaryota, Bacillariophyta, Bacillariophyceae, Bacillariales, Bacillariaceae.
CAAGGACAAAAACUUGACCGAAGACGUCCCAAAAAAAGGAAGCCAUACAUUGUAUCUUUGGCCGUAUUUUUAUGCGAAAAGUUGUGGACGAAGCUGUUAAUUUUACACAAAUGUUAGGUAAGUACUCCACAACUUCUAAAUGCAUGUGWAAAAUUGGAUACUUCCGAAGGACGUAAUUUGUAAUUCACAUGCGGAACGUUAAAUUCUUCGGUUUUGGAUAUUUCUAACUGGGAAAUUACGAUUUUCUUCAUAAUUGUCAAAAUCAUGCCAAUUGCAUCCCCUCCUUCCGAUUCUAUUCAUCGACGCAUUCUCUGUAGCAUAUACUUCUACUCCACUACAUUUGAAGAAAGGAAGCAAACAGCCAUGUCACAGCAACAGCAAAAAAAUUUCCUCGGUUCAUGCGURCGGUGUACAAGGACUAUGAAGAACCGUAAAUCUGGGGUGUCGAAGGCUAUUUGGGGCAGUGUUCUUCUGAUGGCAGUUACUGCCACUGUCACCAACGCUUUGCCAGAGAUACACACCAAGCCUCAGGAUACAACGACAGCGUCAGGUUUGCUUUACCCUUGGUUGACUCGAGACAGGGGUGAUGAAUCUUCUCCAUUGCUAGUUUUGAACGAAGCAGACGUAAGAAACAAUGAUCUCGACGAUAUUUUUAUAUCACGCAUCGUCGGAGGAGACGCCGCUUCAGUUGGGGAGUAUCCCUAUUUCGGUACGUUGAAUGUGGAGUGAUGAAAAACGGAUUGAAAACGUAGAACACAACAUCAUUAUGUCUGGAGGACUGCGACGAUGGAACGGUUCAUGCCUUGCAAAAAUGAACAGACUGUGCCUUUGCUUUAUAUUGAAUUGGAAUGUCAGCAUACAGGCCAACAACCCAAAAAAGGCGUAAAAUGUUGAAACAUAGAAUUUUGUGAUUCCUCCAGUUGCCAGUUUUCCUUACAUGAUUUAAACCUUUCUGUAAUUUGCACACAAAAUCCGAAAACCACUACGACACAAAAUACACAACAAAACAAACAUGAACAAUGCAAUAUGAAAAUAACAAUAAUAUACAAAGUACAACCCCUCGCCGUUGGUUGUGGAGGUGUCUUGAUCGCAAAUGAAUGGGUGUUGUCGGCCGCCCACUGUGGUGACUUUUCAAAACGCUUCGAUUACAAUACCGGACGCGAGAAACAAAUGCAGGUGGUGAUUGGGAACACCCAGCGGACAUCUAUUAACAACGGUGUAGCGCAGGUCCGGUAUUGUAUGGAAUAUGUUAUAAACCCAGGCUUCGAAUUUCGCGGAGAUAGCAUCGAUGCAGACAAUUUCAAUGCUCCUUUUCAUUACGAUUACGCAUUGGUGAGUUAUAUUGCACGUCAAAUCGUGUCACCUCGUAUUUUUCGUUUUUCGUGCAUGUCGCGGCGUACGAUAUGGCUGUUUGAUAGGUCUUUGAUGCACUGCGCUCGCACCAUAAAUACCGUACUCAACUUAACUCUACGCAACUUCCAGUGUAAAUUGGACGUUCCUGUCUACGUCGACGACAGGACUGUUGUCUUGAAGCUUCACACUGACUCUUCCUCCAACGCCUUUCCGGGGGUUGGUUCGGACGUCACGGCAGUUGGCUUUGGAACUACUUCGAUGGGAGGAGAUGUAUCGCAAGACCUCCUGAAGGUUACCGUACAAGUAAAUUCAAACCAAGAAUGUGCGACUACAUCUGUUCCUGGGGCAACCGAUAAGAUAGAGAGACUGACGCGGGAUAUAUAUAACGAGAACUCGAUUACGGAGGACAACAUCUGUGCGUCGGUCCGCGGGGGGGGCAAGGAUUCCUGCCAGGGUGACUCGGGAGGACCGCUCGUCAAAAAGGGUGAAGUGCCUGCUGGUAGCAAACUUCGUCGGAUCGACACGCACGUUGGUGUCGUCUCCUUUGGUCUCGGAUGUGCCCUCGACCACUUCCCUGGUGUUUACGCACGGACGAGUUUCGCUAUUGACUUCAUCAACAGGACAGUGUGUGGCCAGAGUCGAUCGCCAAUGUGCAAAGAAUGGCGUGAUGGUCCAGUUGUUUGCGAUCCAAGCACAGAACAGCUGCUAUUAAUACAGGUCGUAACUGACGCGAAUCCCGACCAAACCAGCUGGUCGUUGUCGACAAAUAGUGGUAGCGAUGAUGUUCUACCGCAGAUCCUGCGCUCGGCGGACGAUUACGACCAACCGUUUUUUGUUUACGAGGUACGUCUUUUUAUUGAAGUCUUCGUUUGUCCAACGUCUGCCUCUGUGUUUGUGUAAAAGCUUGUAGGACAGACCUCUGGAGAAUUCCACAUGGCAAGAACCAGCAGACAGUGUAAUCCUCAGCAAUACGAUAGGAAGAACUGAAUUCACGUAUCUUUGUUUUUGUUGCUAUUUGUGUGCCCACCCGUUGCGUUCCGAUGUAGGAAUCGGUAUGUCUUGAAAGAGGACAAUCAUACACUUUUGACAUCCAAGACGAAGCUGGAGAUGGCCUAAACAAUCGAUCCUUCAAGGCAGGAGGCCUCGACAUGACACAAGCAGGAGGAUUUUAUUCACUCCGACUAGACGGUAUCGAACAGUAUCGAGAAUCGGACAUAGGCGCUCGGCGUACAAGGGUCAUCAAUACCUUACCAUCACUACUACCGCAAUCCGAUCCGACUCCUGUAAGCACAAACAACUCGCAUCUUUGCACAACCCCACUUUGUUCCUCUUGGCAUCCGAUAGUGGACUAACAGAACAUUUUAUCUUUCCUUGUCACUUCUUAUUCAUCAAACUUUGUCCCACUUUUACGGUCACUGAUUCCAACGAUUUGAUGAUCACCUCCUUCCCUAUGGACAUGGCAUUACUCCAUGAAUUGAUCAAUUAAUCAAAAAUCAAAACAAUCUCGCGUCUUUUACAAUGAUUGCUAUACCCUGAACAACAAAAGCCGCCCGGUGAUUGCACAAACAAAGAGUUAGACUGUGAUAGCAUUUUCAAAAAAAUUAAAAAGAAAAGGAAGAGAAGAAGGAAAUGCAAGAGGAUCCCGAGAAACUUGAAUAGACGACUUAAGUUCUAUUGUCCUUCCUUCUGCAACAAAAAAUGCAAAUAAAUUAAGAAUAUCGAACAAACCAUGAAUGUAAUU